AUAUAUCCUGCUUAUAAAUAACUAUAGCGGUUAGCUGUGUCUAUCUACCUAACUUUCUUUUGAAGAGGGUUAGAGCCAAGGGUAUAACUUUGCAGCUUUUGAGAUGGCAGCAGGAGGUCAAAGCUCUCAGCAUAUGCACACUGGAGUCCAGGAACAAACUGAACAUGACCCCGACCAGCCCCUGAGCGCCUGCCGGACUGCCAACGCCUGCCUAGUCUCGGGUCAGGUGGUUUGCAGACGGAGAGACCUACAACAGACUGCUGUGAAGCUGUCAAAGUUGAACUGAAAGCAGAGUUCCAAACCCUGCUUCAAACCUUCAAAACAGAGAUGAAUACUAGGAUUGAUUCAAUGAAAUCUGAACUUGGCCGCAAAAAUGACCAAAUUGACAGGCUGAUGCAAGAUCGCGAGAAAACUCAUGGCGAACUGGAAAACCUGAGAGAGAAGCUGAGUCUCAAGGACCGGGAGAAACGGUUAAAUGAGAGAGAUCACCAAAGGGAAUUGCAAGAGAAGAAUGAUGAGAACAAGAGCCUAAGAGAUCGCAACAAGGAGCUGACAGAUCGCAACCAAAUGCUGGAGGCCCAGGUGAAGACUCUAACGGAUGAGAAGAAGAGACUAGAAGAGGACAUUCGAAACCACACUCAGAAAGUUGCAACUCUAGAAGCUAAACUGGAUAACAUGAAGAAUGAUAAUGCCGACAUCAAACGGGAGCUGGCUGAGGUGAGACCACUAGUCCUGUGCCAUGUGCUGCUACAUGCAUGUAUAUGAAUAUAACGUACUAUACCUGAUGCAGUUGAAGGCUGACCUUGCAACUAACAGGCAUCAGGUAUGACGUUUAUUUUAUUUUAUUGUGUGUAUCAAAUUAGUUGUUGUGUAUCAGUGUAACCACGAUCCUGAGUCGAUGGCUGCCCUUGAGGCAAGAAUGAUGGAGAAAAUGACGGAGAAGAUGACGCAAAUGAUGAGCAGCAACGUAGGGAACGGGAGACAGUCUCUCUCCCACUCAAGUGUUGAUAAGCUGAGGAACAACAAG
Molecule: messenger RNA, 1027 nt
Organism: Halichondria panicea
Lineage: Eukaryota; Metazoa; Porifera; Demospongiae; Suberitida; Halichondriidae
Product: M protein, serotype 6-like
Exons: 6
Coding region: 328-765 (145 amino acids)
Source: RefSeq, a predicted model, not a curated record